AUGACGAUCCCGAAUGAUCACAAGCAGAUUUGUUCUAGCUAUGGAGCGCCUACGUCCGGUAAUGCAAACGGAAACACUGGGGAUAGUGUGACCGUGCCCCAGCUUACCCCGGGUAAUGACGGGGCUUCCUACCCGAGUGAAGAUGAGAACUCCGGCGUAGCAGAUACUGCCAACCCUCCAGCUGCGAAUCCGCCGGCCCCAAGUUCCCAAGUUUCAAGCGCUCCAGCUGUGGCACCUCAGCCCACUACAGUAGGUACAAUUGUCACAAAGUCUGACUAUAUCACGCCUGAUCCUACAUUCGAACCUACUCCGGAGUCCAGCUCUCCCGUUCCAGACACACCAGCUCCGAACUCCCCAGCUGCACCUGAGCCAGCUCCUCCCGCGACUACCAACUAUAUCAUGCCCGACCUAACUCAAUCCACUCCUGAGUCCACUGAGCCCUCCACACCCGAGCCUACCCACGAGUCUCCCCCUACCCAUACAGGUCCCAGGCCAAGGCCCACACAUGAGUGGCCUGGCGCCGCGCCUUUCUGGCAGCCGAAACCUCAUGACCAUGAGGGCGAUUGGCAUAGUGAGGGAGGACCUGCACCACCGAAGCCCGAGAACACUCUUAUUGCUCCGGCCGUUCAAGAUGAUGACUUCUCGUUGCUGGACUUUCUCCGCAAAGCGGAAGAGUAA
Molecule: messenger RNA, 678 nt
Organism: Aspergillus chevalieri
Lineage: Eukaryota; Fungi; Ascomycota; Eurotiomycetes; Eurotiales; Aspergillaceae
Exons: 2
Coding region: 1-678 (225 amino acids)
Source: RefSeq, a predicted model, not a curated record